AGUAGAUAUUUUUAUUUAAUUAUUAGGCAGGUAAUUAUUAAUAUUGAUAUAAUAUAAAUUAUUAGUCAUUUURUAAAAAUAACAUUGCAAUUUGCAUAGUAUAUUUCAUAAUACUCACAACUAGAUUUUUAUUUUUGCCUUUACAAAGCCUUCAUAGAUUGAGUAGUUGCAAUGGCAAAUUGUAAAAAUCAAUGUGGACCCGGUUACAAAAGUCCCUUAGAUGCAUAUAUUAAUGGCAAACGUGAAACAAUUUUGUAUACUAUUUGUAUUCAACCAAAUGCAUUAACAAAAAAAAAAUCAGAUUAUUUGGCCACUAUUGAUGUGGACCCAAAUAGUCCUACAUAUUCUCAAGUAAUCUUUAGGACAAGCGUAGAACAUAUUGGUGAUGAACUACAUCAUUUUGGAUGGAACACUUGUAGUAGUUGUUACGACGAUUGUACAAAAAGCCGAAAUAAAAUUAUUUUGCCUUCUUUAGGAUCAGAUCGAAUUUACAUUUUGGAUGUAACAGAUGUAAAAGCUCCUAAAUUACAUAAGACUAUUGAACCAAGUGAAGUCCAUGCUUUAAAUGUAUCAACUUUACAUACAACUCAUUGCUUACCUAAUGGCAAUGUUAUGAUUUCAACGAUGGGCGAUGCUGAUGGUAAUGGGAAAGGUGAUUUUUUAUUGAUAGAUGCUGAAAAAGGAGUAAUUAAAGAAACAUGGACAAAAGGUGACACUGCAAAAUUUGGAUAUGACUUUUGGUAUCAACCAUACUGGAAUGUUUUAGUAUCAUCUGAAUGGGGAACACCUAAAGACUUCAAAACUGGUUUUAUUGCUGAUCAUAUUAACGACAUUGAGAAAUAUGGAAGGUCCAUUAAUUUUUAUUCUUGGUCUGAGAGAAAAUUAUUGCAGACUAUUGAUUUGGGUAUUGAUGGCAUAGCUCCUUUAGAAAUACGAUUCUUACACAAUCCUAAAGCAUCAGAAGGAUUUGUUGGUUGUGCAGUAAAUAGCACCAUUUUUAGAUUUUUUCGCACUGAUGAUGGUACCUGGGAAUCCGAAAAAGUGAUAUCCGUGCCUAAGAAAACUGUAAAGGRUUCUAAUGGAUUAAAUGAAAUUUCCGGYAUGAUCACAGAUAUUCUGAUAUCAUUGGAUGAUAAAUAUCUAUAUUUUUCUAAUUGGUUGCACGGAGAUGUCAGGCAGUAUGAUAUAACAAAUACCAGCAAGCCUAAACUAGUUGGCCAAAUAUUUUUAGGCGGACAAUUGUUGAAAGAUGGAUUAUUAACUGUUGUAAAAGACUCUGAGCUCAAUGAACAACCUGAACCUGUAUAUAUCAAAGAAAGACGUUUAUUUGGUUCACCUCAAAUGCUCCAGUUAAGCUUAGAUGGAAAAAGGCUAUAUGUAACUACUUCUUUAUUUACGCCAUGGGAUAAACAGUUUUAUCCAGAAUCGGUGAWACAUGGAUCUACAUUAGUCAAACUUGAUGUGGAUACUAUUAAAGGAGGCUUAUCUUUGGAUCAGGAUUUUUUAGUAGAUUUUGGAAAAGAACCCGAUGGUCCUAUCAUGGCACAUGAAACAAGGUAUCCAGGAGGUGAUUGUACUUCAGAUAUUUGGUUGCGAAUUUGUCGAAUCAUGAGAUCUGUGAGUCUGUGA
This is a messenger RNA of Diuraphis noxia (Russian wheat aphid), 1629 nucleotides long. Its product is annotated as methanethiol oxidase. Gene Ontology annotation, molecular function: selenium binding. The record is from RefSeq and is a predicted model, not a curated record. Lineage: Eukaryota; Metazoa; Arthropoda; Insecta; Hemiptera; Aphididae.